CCAUCUCCCAUCAGGUUUCCCAAUUUCAGAGUUUUCUUUUUCGUUCGUCGUGUGCGUGUUGCGUUGCCCUCGUGUUACACUGCAAUUAUUUCCCCCAAUUCGACUGACUCCGCUGACGAAGUGAGCCAGUGCAGGCGAAGAAGCCCCGGGAUCCGAGAACCCCCAACCGAGUCACCAGCGAGCAGCCUCUGCGCUCCGAUUUCCAAGUGCCCUUGGCAACAAGUAAUUCUGCCCCUCGCCCCCCGAAUUCUCAGCGAAGUCUCUGGAGAAAUGCAGAACGGAAAGCCGAGAUCUGCGGCCAGGCCGUCCUACCACCGCCGUCCCAGAUCGGGAGUGCCCAGUUCCACACCCGCGGAGCAUCCUGCGACCAAGCAGGAGACCCCCGAGAACCAAACGGUGGGCAUCGACGACAAUGCCUGCGUGGUGUGCUUCAAGAAUGUGGACAUCUACUCCAUCGGGGACUGCGACCACCCCGUCUGCUACGAGUGCUCCACGCGGAUGCGGGUGCUGUGCCAGCAGAACGAGUGCCCCAUCUGCCGGCAUGUCCUUUCUAAGGUUCUCUUCACCCUGGAGAAGCUGCCCUAUCGCGAACUGGAGGCCAACAACCGCUCCGACUUCUACAGCAAGAAGUACCGCAUCGGCUUCUGCAGCGCCGAGAUUCAGCAGCAGUUCUUCAAGCUGCUCGACCAUCCCUGUCCCAAAUGCGACUCCCCUCCGUAUAGAACCUUCCAGGGCCUUCGGAACCACGUGCGCAGCGAGCACAGCCUGCUGUACUGCGACCUCUGCGUGGAGACGCUCAAGAUCUUCACCUUCGAGCGCCGCUGCUACACGCAGGCGGAGCUGCAGCUGCACAACACCAAGGGCGACCCGGACAACCGGUCGCACCGCGGCCACCCGCUGUGCGAGUACUGCAAGAAGCGCUACUUGGACCGCGACGAGCUGUUCCGGCAUCUGCGGCGCGAGCACUACUUCUGCCACUUCUGCGACGCCGACGGCUGCAACGAGUUCUACAACGACUACGCGGACUUGGCCGACCACUUCCGGCAGGAGCACUUCCUCUGCGAGGAGGGCAAGUGCGCCACCGAGCAGUUCGUGGGCGCCUUUCGCAACGAGAUCGAGUACAAGGCUCAUGUGGCGAAUGUGCAUGGCAAGUCGCUCAACAAGCAGCAGGCCAAGCAGACGCGCACGUUGCAGCUGGAGAUUACUUUGGGACCGCGCGGACGCAGCGGACAGACGGAGCAGGGCAUAGCCAAUAUGAGAGCGAGGAACGAGGAGCACAACGACUACCUGGAUGAGUUGCCCUCGAGCAGCCAGCGCCAUGUGAGCAUCGAUGCCGGCAACGAGGAGCAGUUCCCCACUCUGCGGGGCGCUUCCACGGCGCCCAGCGUGUCGCUGGUUAGACCGCCGCCGCCCUCGAUGCGCAAUCUCAGCGGCACCUCGGGUCUGGCGCGGACCAAAGAGAAUUUCCCGGCCCUGGGAGGGGGAAACGGAGGUGGCCCAGCUGGCGCACCCAGCAGCCUGGCCGCCAGAGCUGCCCAGUCGCAGCAUCCCGUGGCAGCCGUUUUCAAGAAACCCACCACCGCCAGUCGCAGUGGAGCAGCCAGCAAUGGAAUGCUCCUGCAUGUCUCCAAUCGUCCAGCAGCAGCAGCUGCAGCUGCUCCGAAAAAAGCCAACGCACCGCAGCUCGACUUUCCCGCCUUGCCGGGCAAGGGAAACAAGAAGAACCUGCGCAACCUGGAGGAGGACAUGCUGCCCAGCGGCUCUGCUGUGCCCAUGACGAAUAUUUCCGCCAAGCACCGGUCGCUGGCCGACGACUACGUGUCGGUGGCCAAUCCGAGCACCUUCCACAAGCUGCAAAUGGUGCAGAAGGAGGAGGACGAGGCCAAGGCGCGCCAGGAGGCGCUGAAGAAGAGUGCGCCCAAGCUAACUGCUUCUGAAUUUCCCAGCCUGGGCCCAAGUGCCAGUGGAUCCAGCCGACCGAGUGCCUCCUUGAACUGGUCCAAGCCAACCAACGAGAAGAAGCAGCGGGAGCUGGAGAACCGCAAGGCCAAGGUGGCACCUGCACCGGUUCUGCCCACACCUACAGCUAGACCAGCUCCCAAGGCCACAAACAACAAUGUCCAGGAGCAGCAGGCAAACAAGAAGGAUAAGAAACCCAAGGAUAAGAAGAAUAAUCAGGAGAAUCAGCCCAAUCAGCCGAAAACGGGCAAGCAGAAGGAGAAGAACAAUAACAACGAACCGAAGGCGAAUGGAGCUCCUCCCACGCCAAUUCGUGCGCCUCCUGGCUUGGGAUCUGGCGGACCGCUCAAGCCACCACCCGGAUUCGUGUCCAAUGUGACGGUCAACUCGGUGGCCAAGCUGCCCAACAAUCUCACGUUCACCAGUUCGCUGGGCGAGUCCUAUAACAUUGUACCUAGCUCGUAUAGCUACACCGAUCCACCAGAUACAGGAUCUAGGAAUCAGAAAUUGGUGGACCAGGUCAUGGAGCUACUCAAGACCCCAGAGGCAUUGAACGAAUUUCGCAUGCUGUCGUCCAAGUUCCGGGACGGAUCCUGUUCCGGACAGGCGUAUUACGAGCACUGCCAGUGCGCCAUGCUGAGUUCCUUCAACAACCUGUUUCCGGAGCUGCUGGCCAUGCUGCCAGAUAUAAGCAAGCAACAGGAACUCUAUCUAGUGCACAAGCAACACUUGAACAGCCUUUCGCCCGCCCAGCGCAAAUCCGUGCCCACUCUGGAGGUUUGCAAGGUCUGCAAGCAGGUCCUCAUCACCGCCGACUUGCAGGGCCACCAGCAGGCCCAUGAUUUAACCAAGAACUUUCCCGUGCUCGGAAGCUCGGCUUCCAAUCGCAACUGA
This is a messenger RNA of Drosophila takahashii, 2853 nucleotides long. RefSeq names its product E3 ubiquitin-protein ligase ZNF598. Gene Ontology annotation, biological process: rescue of stalled cytosolic ribosome; protein ubiquitination. Gene Ontology annotation, molecular function: ribosome binding; ubiquitin protein ligase activity. The record is from RefSeq and is a predicted model, not a curated record. NCBI's taxonomy places the organism in Eukaryota, Metazoa, Arthropoda, Insecta, Diptera, Drosophilidae.